Lottia gigantea (owl limpet) is the source of this 2762-nucleotide messenger RNA. RefSeq lists its product as hypothetical. Lineage: Eukaryota; Metazoa; Mollusca; Gastropoda; Lottiidae. The coding region runs from base 26 to 2662 and encodes 878 amino acids. Gene Ontology annotation, cellular component: MLL1 complex; nucleus. The transcript has a single exon. The record is from RefSeq and is a predicted model, not a curated record.
UCAGAAUAUAAAUUCGAAGAUAAAAAUGGGAAAACAAAAGAAAAAUCGCCAGGGAGCGGAUAAAACGUUUCAGAAGAAGAAAGUCAAGGUUGGAAAAAAGCUACCUAAAGCGGCAAAUGCUACCAAAACCAGUUUCAAAACCAAAACAAUUCAGAUCAUUCAACAGUUGAAAAAAGACCAGGACCAAGCCACUACCAAGCGGAAACUGAAUAUCAAAGAUUUGCUGUCACAAUGCAUGCAUUACAACAUGACUGUCAGAUUGGGGGCUGCUCAAGGCAUGAAGGAAUUGCUGUCAGUAAGUGAAGAGCCGCUGAUAGAUAAUUUAGGGACAGUCAUUGACAGAGCAGGGUCUCUCAUGACUGACAAGGAUUAUACUGUGCGAGAGGCAGUACUGAAAUUAUUUGAGCCUUUAUUCAACACAGUUUCACCUCUGAGAAUGACCCCUUUCUUCCCAGUGUUAUGUGCUCACCUUUGCUGUGCCAUGACCCACAUCAAUGCCGAGAUCCAACAAGACUCCUUGCUGCUGUUUGACCUCUUGUUAAAAGCUUAUCCAGAUCUGAUUGUCCACAGCUCCAACCAAUUGUUGUCAAACUUUGUUGAGCAGAUUUCUAAACAAAAAUUCAAGAACUCUAGCAGUGGCAUGAGGUUUGGACCCUCUACCAAAGACUCUUCAAAAUUAAGUUUAUCAAUUGCACCAAACAGACAAGGUUCAGCUCAAAAAUGGCAGUCAAAAGUUCUCAAUCGUCUAUUAAAGUUACUUACAAUUGUUUUGAAAGAUGAAGACAAUGGGAUUGAAAGUCAAGAAAAUGUUUUAAGAGUAACUGAAAAUGAAAACCAUUUUAUGCCAUUUCAAAACUUUAUGAAGAAGAAUUGGUUGCAGCCUGGUUUUGCUGUGAGAACUCCAGGAAUGGUUCAAACUUCUGCAGUUGAUCUAACAGAUAUUCAAAGCAUUAAACAACUAGUCUUGAAUCUGUUUCCAUUGUUAAUUCAGUGUUGGGUGGAAGCUCAUGAUUCUGAGAAAAAUGAUGGCAGCCUCUUAUAUUCAGAAGCCACUUCAAUUAGAACCACUGUUCUGGACAUCAUCCUGCUAUUAAUAGAAUAUGGUACCAAAAACUCUGAUUCUUUGGAUGUUUUGUGGUCUAACUGGUUGUCCGAACAAUUCGAGGUAACAUUUGUCAACUAUUUUACUUCCAGUUUCCCUUUUGAGCUACUUCAUGGCAAAAAGAAUAAGAAUAAGAAACAGAAAGUUGCUGAAGUCAAUAUUUCUCCAGAAAAUUUAAACCUAGCAGUUUGUAGUGUAAUGACCAAAUUCAUCAAAACUCCAUCAGAUUUUCAACAGCAAUCUUGGAUUCAACCAAUUCUAAAAUAUAUUCGGUAUAACAUUAAAACACCAGAUUUAGCAUUAGAUAUUCGUAGACAUUUACUACAGGUCUUAACUUCUCUUAUCUAUGCAAUGAGACCCAAUGAUCAGCUGUUAAUAUUUGAAGAUUGUGUCUACAGAUAUCAAAGAGCUCAUCAUCUAUCUCAAGAAAAACAAAUGUUUAUCCACUAUUUUGCUAAAGUUAUAUUUAAAUCUGAGGGUAGAUCAGAUCUUGAUAGGCCUUUGAUUUCAUUUUUGGAUUCGUUGCCCGAUUUGCUUUUGGAAGUUGGUCAGUCAAAUGAUGCCAUUUCUACAAAGAUAAUGUCAGUUAUAAAGAAUGCUGUGACUUCAAAUAUUACCCCGGUUUUGAAAAAAUGGCAAAGUUACAUUGACCUUGUGUACAACAUUGACACUGGAGUGUUUUUAACCAGUUCCAAACCUCUGAAAAAGUCCAUGAUUGAAAUUUUAUACUGGUUACCAGCUUUAACAAAAAAUCAGUUGAAAUUAUUUGUGAAUUUGAUCCACCAUGAAGGCUUGGAAUUCGAAGAGGGAAAAUAUCUGAUUCAAGUGUUGCAAGAACGUUUUAAUAAAAUAAUUGGUGAGAAGAUAAAUUUGGAUCUCAUCGCUGAUCAGUUAGGAUUUUUAAUGCUGGUGAUGCUUGGCCCUAAACAUAGUGGUAUUGUUUCCGAUGUAAGCAAACCUGUAACUGAUUGGUCUGUUAUUGAACAGCACUUUUGGAAAAAACAAUUAUCACUUGACACUUUCAUUUGCAAAAUUUUACAAGCAGAUUUUCUACCAUAUGCUGACUUGGUCAGUGAUGUUGUAUGGAGUUCUUUAGAAAAACGUAAAAAGAACAAUUUGUACACUGUGUUGUGCUUACUUUCAGUUUUGAUAAAAUUUCCAACCUCAAACAUUUCUCAAGAUUUCACAGACUUGACAAUUACAUUUGCAUGUAAUUUAUUUUCAACAGAAAAAACUGUAGAAAGUUCUUUAUCAUCUUUGUAUACUUUGUUAGAGGAUGCCGUAUGUCAGCCAUAUUUGAAAACAUUUAUUGAAGCAACAGCUAAAAUGAUUUUGAAUUCUGCAGACCAGGAAACUGCUGUUAAUUUGACUAAAAUGAUAAAUGUUCUGACUCAGAUUUCUAGUCUUAAAACUUUGAUUAUGGAGAGUUCAUCCACAGAUAAAGGAAGUUACUGUGGAAAUUUAGAGAAAGUUACUAACUUUGUUCAGUCUAAGUACUCAUGUGUAACAAAUGAAUCCUGGUUAUCAAAUUUAGAAUAUUUCACUUUACAGUUGAAGUGAGUCAUUGAAUGAAUUUUUCAUGUUAAAUUAAUCAAUUAAUUUCUUGUCUAAUUAAAAUGUUGAAAGAUUUCACAGUGCUAUUAAACUUGACUAUAAAAUU